This is a messenger RNA of Venustampulla echinocandica, 2403 nucleotides long. RefSeq names its product RNA helicase. Gene Ontology annotation, cellular component: nucleus. Gene Ontology annotation, biological process: rRNA processing. The record is from RefSeq and is a predicted model, not a curated record. The coding region runs from base 1 to 2403 and encodes 800 amino acids. Lineage: Eukaryota; Fungi; Ascomycota; Leotiomycetes; Helotiales; Pleuroascaceae. Gene Ontology annotation, molecular function: nucleic acid binding; RNA helicase activity; ATP binding. The transcript is spliced from 2 exons.
AUGGCGCCUCAUGAAGUUGGGGGAAAGCCCAAGCCCAAGCACUCUGGGCGGGGUAAGCAAGAUGUGCGGUCACUUAAAAGAAAGCGCGAUGGUGAAGAUAUUGAAAAGCUUCAGCAGUCAAUUGAAGCACUGGACCCAAAAGCCGAGAUAAAAGAAUUUUCUGAUCUCCCGUUAUCACAUAUCACUGCCAAAGGCCUCGACGCAUCUCGUUUCACAACAUUAACUGAUAUUCAAUCGAAAUCUCUACCGUUUGCGCUGAAAGGCCGCGAUAUCCUGGGAGCAGCGAAGACUGGAAGUGGGAAGACUUUGGCCUUUUUGGUCCCCGUACUGGAGAAUCUAUAUCGGCAGAAAUGGACAGAGCUAGAUGGCCUAGGUGCUCUAAUCAUAUCGCCAACGCGAGAAUUGGCGAUCCAAAUAUUUGAAGUCCUUCGAAAGAUCGGGCGAUACCAUACUUUCUCAGCAGGCCUCGUGAUAGGCGGCCGGAGUCUACAAGAAGAAAAGGAACGGCUAGGCAAGAUGGAUAUACUUGUCUGCACUCCCGGUAGAAUGCUACAGCAUAUGGACCAGACGGUGGAUUUCGAGGUGAACAAUUUGCAGAUGCUAGUUCUUGACGAAGCCGACCGAAUUAUGGAUAUGGGUUUCCAAUCAUCAGUCGAUGCUAUAGUCGAGCAUUUACCUAAGCAAAGGCAGACGAUGCUUUUCAGCGCAACCCAAACCAAGAAAGUCUCUGAUCUGGCUCGAUUAAGUCUACGAGACCCUGAAUAUGUUUCUGUUCACGAAGCCGCCGCUAGUGCUACUCCCACGAGUUUGCAACAAUUCUACGUUCUCACGCCUCUUGCUGAGAAAUUGGACACCCUUUUCAGCUUCAUCCGGUCUAAUAUUAAAGCUAAAAUCAUAGUCUUUUUAUCUUCUGGAAAGCAAGUGCGUUUUGUUUACGAAAGCUUUCGUCACCUACAACCCGGAAUUCCGCUACUACAUCUUCAUGGCCGACAAAAACAGGCUGCUAGACUAGAUAUCACGUCGAAAUUCUCGGCAUCGAAAAACUCUUGCAUCUUCGCUACAGAUGUUGUUGCACGAGGUCUAGAUUUCCCGGCUGUCGACUGGGUCAUUCAGUUGGACUGCCCAGAAGAUGCCGAUACUUACAUUCAUCGAGUUGGGCGCACAGCUCGCUAUGAAAGGGCAGGAAAGGCGGUUUUAUUCCUGGACCCAAGUGAAGAGGAGGGCAUGCUGAAAAGACUGGCGCACAAGAAAGUCCCAGUCCAGAGGACCAAACCACGGGAAAAGAAACAACAAAGUAUCAAGAAUCAGUUACAAAACAUGUGUUUCCAGGAUCCUGAGCUCAAAUAUCUUGGUCAAAAGGCGUUUGUCAGUUAUACCCGAUCCCUACAUAUCCAGAAAGACAAGGAGGUUUUCAAGCUCAGCGAGUAUGAUUUGGAAGGUUACGCUGCUAGCAUGGGUCUGCCUGGCGCGCCGAAGAUCAAAUUCCAGAAGGGAGACGACGCUAAAAAUGUUAAAAAUGCACCGCGGGCACUGCUCUCGAGCGAUGACGAGAGCGAAGCUGAGGCUGAGACUGAGACUGAAAAGACGAAGGGGAAGAAGGGCGAAGUCCGGACGAAAUACGACAGAAUGUUUGAACGUCGCAACCAAGAUGUUCUUUCGGGUCAUUAUUCAAAGCUGGUUGCAGAUCACACAGUCGGUGAUUCCCAUGCCGAUGCUGAUGAAGACAAUGACUUCUUGUCGGUAAAACGAGUUAUCCCACUAGACGACGAAGAUAUCGGGGAUGCAUCUACCGACCUGCCGGCCUCGGGGCCUGCAGCAAAGGUCAUACCAGGCAUCGGCAAAGAAGCGAUCGUGAUAGAUUCGAAACGAAGAGAGAAACUUCUGAAGUCGAAAAAGAAACUUCUCAAGCUCAAAGACAAAGGCACCAAGCUGGUAUUUGAUGCAGAGGGCAACCCACAUCAAAUGUACGAACUGGAAGACGAAGAGGACUUCCAGAAACGAGGACCCGCCGAAAUCCAAAGAGCCAAGUUCUUGGAGGAGGAGGCUAUACGAGUUCAGGAAGCAGAUCUUGAUGACAGAGAGCUGGCAAAGUCCAAGAAACGGGAGAAGCGUGAAAAGAGGAAGGCCCGGGAAGCGGCGGACAUGGCUGGGUCAGAUGAGGACGUACCUGGCCUGGUUGCCGCAAAUAGUCGUGGUCAGGACGAUGCAAUGGAGCUUCUUGCAUCGCUGCCGUUAGCUGAUGAGGAGGAGGGCAGGGCGACGAAAAGACCCAAGAAAUGGUUCGAGGAUGACUCGGAUGAUGAAAAGAAGCGAUCCAAGAAGAAAGCUCGUGUCCUUGAAGCUCCCGAUGAGCCCGAGACACUGGAGGAUUUGGAGGCGCUUGCAGCUGGUCUUCUGGAUUGA